AUGGAACCCACACAGGACUUUACAAGCUUCCUCAUCGGACGACCCGUCAUCGUCAAGCUCAACUCUGGCGUCGACUAUAGAGGAAUCCUCGCCUGCUUGGACGGAUACAUGAACAUUGCCUUGGAGCAGACUGAGGAGUACGUCAACGGACAGCUCAAGAACAAGUACGGCGACACCUUCAUUCGUGGAAACAACGGUAAAUAA
Messenger RNA from Linnemannia hyalina, 204 nucleotides. NCBI's taxonomy places the organism in Eukaryota, Fungi, Mortierellomycota, Mortierellomycetes, Mortierellales, Mortierellaceae. The record is from the annotation of a GenBank genome assembly.